CUGGUGCCCACCCUCAGUUCUCUCUCUACAAUUGGACUGCGGCUGAAAUCUGGAGAUGAUUAGUGGAUCUCAGACCUCCUACAGUGUUACACUGCAAGAAGAGCAUAGAAAAUAAAGAUCACAGAGCGAGUUGUAUCCUUUGAAUAAUCAAUGUCUAAAAUCGUAUCUGUGUCAAUGUUCGAUGGGUGUUGUUAUUGUAACUGACAGUAUCUGUCUACUUUUGAUGUACUUCAAAUCAUGUUUUCGUGUCAAAAUAUCCGUUUCACUCACAACAUUAACUCAAUCACCUUCAUUUUCUAACCGAGCCACCUUUUAUUUUAAAGAUCUGGGACAGUAUGACAACAUUGUCGUGGGAGCCACUGUCGUUGGUUCCAACAGCAACGACGGGACUAAGACGGUAGACGGUGAAGUUGUUACGUAUGGUGAACUCAUCGACAAUAAGUACGAUACCGGCUACGUAUUUGAAGCUGCCCAACUUGGACCCCAAGACCAGAUAAAACUUGUGGUCACAUUCAAAAGUCCCGGUGACGGUGAAGACAGCUACGGAAUCAAUAAACUUUUCAUCUUCUCCAAGAAGGACUUACCAUCUGUUACCGGCUGGAAGGUUUAUUUCAAAUCGAUCCCGCGUAACGGGGCCGAAUGGCCGUGUCAAAGAAAUGACGGAACAGGGGAGGCAGUGCCCUCCACUGGCAAAAGGACCGAGAAGUGGGACGGCUGGGAAGCAGAAGUAAAGUGCGGUCCGAACACCCAGACUAAAAGCUUGAUUCUAAUUCAUAAGAGUGCAAUUUCUUACAACUGAAACG
Messenger RNA from Bolinopsis microptera, 803 nucleotides. RefSeq lists its product as uncharacterized. The record is from RefSeq and is a predicted model, not a curated record. Bases 182 to 799 code for a protein of 205 amino acids. The transcript is spliced from 4 exons. Lineage: Eukaryota; Metazoa; Ctenophora; Tentaculata; Lobata; Bolinopsidae.